AUGAUUGAAUACCACAAAAAUAAAAUUAAUAACAAAAAUAGUAUACCCAACAAUUUAUCAGUCGAAGAAAACUUGACAAGCAAUCUUUACCUUCGUGAUUAUUACUUGAAAGAUUUCAAAUAUAUAAGUCCAGAUGAAGUCAAUUUGAAUAAGCCUAAAAUUAUAAACAAGGAUGUCGAGAAACCAGUGGUCACGGAGACACGACAGCAACCGAAGUCUACGGUAGAGCUUUGGGCGAUAGAACUUAUGAAAGGGCUGAAACAGUUCUUCUACCAGGGAUCCUUGCACGGAGUCAAGUAUAUUUUCGAACCAACGUUCAGUGCAAAAGAAAGAUGGACAUGGAUUGUAAUAAUGAUAAUCAGUAUGAUCGUUUUCUCAGUAAUUAUGAUCCAGCUGUUCUGCAAGUGGACAUCCACACCUUUCGUGAAUGUCAUAGACUCUGUUCCAACACCAAUUUGGGCAGUACCAUUUCCUACAGUUGUCAUUUGCCCCCACUUGCACGUAAAAAUGUCGUAUGCUAAUAUAUCGGAAUUGAAAGGGAAAAUCUCUCAAAAUCUUUGUUGUUCUAGUUUACAAGAAUUUUUUGCAUCAAUGGUCUGUCCACGGAUGACCAAUGACAAGAAAUUUUUGGAUACGAGGCUUGACCAGUCUGAAAUUAUAAAGUUCAAAGAUUUUAUAAUGCAGGCAUCUCCAACGUGUGGUGACAUAAUCAAAGCUUGUAACUGGCCCGCGAAGCAUGCAGCCUACUGGGAGACAGACAGGUGCUGCGAGCUCUUUCAACCGAUCUUCACAAACUAUGGCCUAUGCUAUGCCUUCAACAGUUUGCCUUUAAACGCCAUGACAAAUGACACGCUUUCUUGGCAGAAAUCGUUCAGCGACAACGCCAAGCCAGCAGCUUUAGAAUGGGACCUGGACACCGGCUACCCAAAGGUGUUUCCCCCCGAUCUAACGAUGAAACCGUUCAGGGUAAUGGCUUCUGGAGAGUCUAAUGGGUUAAGUGUGGAGUUGUUCUUGAAUGACAGCGAGCAUCAGCUUGAUUGUGAAGGGAAUAGCUUGGGAUUUACUGUCCUAAUCAGCUCUCCUACCGACCACGUCUACACGAGCACCGUACUGAGGCUGCCCAUGGAUCGAAUGACGACCAUCGAAGUGACACCUCUCACCUACAAAACUGACUACUCCCUGCGCUCCGUUUCUGCCUAUAAGAGACAAUGUUUCUUUCAAAACGAGAAGAAACUUCAGUAUUACAUGUUUUAUACAGAUAGUAACUGUAAACAUGACAUGCUGGUGAGAGAAGCAAGAAAGAUGUGUAACUGUGUGCUUUUUAACUGGCCAACAAAAGUAGAAGAACAGCUGAUAUAUGCGUACUACGCGGAGAGUGAGGACGAAAGAGGCACACGACAUGAGUCCAGGUCCUGUCACCCAUCCUGCAACGACAUUAUAUACGCCUCGCAAGUGUUCUACUCCGACCUCACUAAAGACUUGGAAAACAGUUCCCAUAAAUGGGGGAAGCUGAGACCUGGCGAAGUAACUCAGAUCAAUGUUCAUUUUUAUGACGACAUGUUUCUUGGUCAACAUCGACACGCGCAAUACGAUGACUUCUAUUUUGUGGGUGCAAUUGGAGGUCUCCUUAGCCUUUUUCUUGGAUUCAGCAUCAUCAGCGUAGCAGAAUUAGUGUUCUUCGUCUUGUUAAGACCUGCUUAUUUAGUUUUUCGAGAGAGGCGAGAUUAA
Molecule: messenger RNA, 1728 nt
Organism: Arctia plantaginis
Lineage: Eukaryota; Metazoa; Arthropoda; Insecta; Lepidoptera; Erebidae
Source: the annotation of a GenBank genome assembly